AUGAACAUCAUGCUUCCAAGUGACACCAUAAUCCAGAUCUUUCUCAUAUUCCAGUUCUGUCUUGGUAUCCUGGGGAACUCAACACUGUUCUUGUUAUAUAUAUACACUUUUGUCUUUAGGCCUCAUUAUAAGAAGUUGAUAGACUCAGUUUGUAUUCACCUGACAAUAGUCAAUAUUUUGAUGAUUGUAUUCCUAUUGACAAAAGAUAUCAUGUUAUCCUUUGGAGCACAUAAUUUUCUGGACGAUAUUGGUUGUAAGGCAGUUUUGUUUUCAUUCAGAGUCAGCCGGGGUCUGUCCAUCUGCAGCACCUGUGUUCUAAGCACGUUCCAAGUCAUCACCAUCACUUCCAGUAAUUCUAAGUGGGCCUGUUUCAAGGCUAGACUUUCUACAUGGACUUUUUCUUCCUUACUUUGCUCCUGGCUUAUUAAUCUACUCAUCUAUGGGUUUAUGCUUGACAUGGUAAUAGCCAAAACCAAUAAUACUCUUGUUGGCCAUGGAUAUACAGAUGGUCUUUGUCAAAACAAGCUGAUAGGGAACCACAAUUCAGGGUCAUUUCUUAGCAUUGUCAUCAUUCAUGAUCUCUUUUUUGUGACCAUCAUGAUGUGUGCCAGCCUCUACAUGGUGGCUUUCCUCUACAGACACUGGAAAGGGUCCCAGCAUCUCCGCAGCCCAAAUCUUUCCUUCCAGUCAUCUCCUGAGCACAAAGCCACUCACAGCAUCCUGACUCUAGUGAGCUGCUUUGUGUUAACUUAUUGGUUGAACAACUCUGUCACUCUUUAUGGAUUUUAUUCAAAUGAAAAAUUUCCAAAAUUGGAGUCAAUAAAUUCACUUUUAAUGACAUCCUACCCAACUAUCUGUCCUUUUUUACUCAUGAAGAAUAAUAAAGUUAUUCUGCAAUUCAUUUCUUCAUUUUCUGUACUGAGAAUGACCUGUUUUCAAAGUAGCUCCAUGGCUGAACUGAAACCCCCACUUUCCAGGCAUUAA
This is a messenger RNA of Rattus rattus (black rat), 984 nucleotides long. Its product is annotated as vomeronasal type-1 receptor 2-like. Bases 1 to 984 code for a protein of 327 amino acids. The record is from RefSeq and is a predicted model, not a curated record. NCBI's taxonomy places the organism in Eukaryota, Metazoa, Chordata, Mammalia, Rodentia, Muridae. Gene Ontology annotation, cellular component: membrane. The transcript has a single exon. Gene Ontology annotation, molecular function: pheromone receptor activity. Gene Ontology annotation, biological process: G protein-coupled receptor signaling pathway.